Molecule: messenger RNA, 524 nt
Organism: Melitaea cinxia (Glanville fritillary)
Lineage: Eukaryota; Metazoa; Arthropoda; Insecta; Lepidoptera; Nymphalidae
Gene: ksh
Product: protein kish-A
Exons: 4
Coding region: 218-436 (72 amino acids)
Biological process (GO): intracellular transport; protein secretion
Source: RefSeq, a predicted model, not a curated record
GGUGUCAACCAAGUGUCAACAGCCGUUGUCAAAUGUCGAUGUGUCAGAAAUAGUUUAUGCUUCGUUUAUGCCAUGAAAAAUUUGUGUUAAGUAUUAUUUUACAAUCUUUUCUAGCUUAAAGCUUUGUCAAGAAAUAGUUAUACAAAAAGGUCACUGAAAUAUCAAAUACAAUAUCUUAAGAAAUAUUACGUAUUCAAUUUCUGUGUACAUAUCUAUCAUGAGUGCAAUAUUCAAUUUUCAAAGUUUAUUAUCAGUAAUAUUACUCUUAAUAUGCACUUGUGCUUAUUUAAGGUCAUUUUUUCCUAGCAUCUUAGACCGGAAUAAAACAGGACUUCUUGGAACCUUCUGGAAAUGUGCAAGAAUUGGGGAAAGAAAAUCUCCUUACGUUGCUACAUGCUGUGUGAUAAUGGCUUUUACAAUACUUUUUCUAACAUGAGGCCUUUUUAAUGUUAAUUUAGUGUCCAAUUGUCAGGUAUAUAAAUAGGAGUGAUGUAUGUUUUUUCAAAUAAAAGAGGAUUUAUAUA